Molecule: messenger RNA, 486 nt
Organism: Alternaria burnsii
Lineage: Eukaryota; Fungi; Ascomycota; Dothideomycetes; Pleosporales; Pleosporaceae
Exons: 1
Coding region: 1-486 (161 amino acids)
Source: RefSeq, a predicted model, not a curated record
AUGCCCCUCACAAAAGACAAUCUCUGCCGAAUCGCAACGUUAUUUCUUGACGCUUUCGACAAACUCUCAGCAGAAGCACAUCUCGCCCUGCGCGCGGAUACUUGUAUACACAUCUUUGCCCCAAGCUCCCUCGGUGUGCCAACCAAGAGCAACGAACAAUUUGCAUCCCACCUGACCAACAACAUAAAGCCUGUUCUGGCUGCAUUCCCUGUCACUGCGAAAGAGACACAUAUCCAUCUAACACCUACAGGCGGACAGAUCACUAUAUGGGCGACCGGCAUACCACAUUUCAAAGAAGAAGCAAAAUGUGGGGAGGAAGACGAGGUGUGGAGAUACACGGGAGAAUAUAUAUUCAUGCUUGAUAUUGAUGAUCAGGGGAAAAUCGAGAGGGUGUUAGAAUUCCUUGACAGUAAAGAGACGGAGAAGUUGAGGGGUUUAAUGAGCAGGGCGAAGGUGAACGUCGGAGUGGAUGGAAAGGCGUGGUAA